CUAUAAACAUCACCAUAAUUAUAUUCAAUCUUUGGAUUGAAAUCAAAUAAGAAUCCAACUAAUAGUCCUAUUUAUUGUUCUGAAUGAAGAGAUCAGAGUUAGUGUUUAUACCUUCACCGGGUAUCGGCCAUGUUACAUCAACGGUGGAGUUGGCACGGCUACUUGUCAACCGAGACGACCGAUUCGUAGUGACAAUCAUCUUGAUGAAGCUACCCUUUGAUGAGAAGUUCACAAGCUACUGCAAGUCCAAACCUUUAGUCAAAGAAGCUCUGGCUCAGCUCAUUGAGUCGUCCACCUCAAGCCCUGAUAAGCCGCCUCGACUCAUCGGUCUCCUGGUUGAUAUGUUCUGUGUAACAAUGGUAGAUGUGGGCAAUGAUUUUGGACUGCGCAGCUAUGUGUUCUUCACUUCAGGUGUAGGUUAUUUGAGUCUCUUGUUUUCUAUGCAAACCAUGAAAGAUGAGCAAAAUGUGGACUCAACCCAGUUCAAAGACUCGGAUACUGAGUUGGUGAUAUCAAGUUUUGCUAAACCAAUUCCUGCUAGGGUUUUGCCUUCUAUGUUUCUUAACAAAGAUGUUGUUCCUGGCUUCUUAAAUUUUGCAAGAAAGUAUAAGCAAACGAAAGGUAUUGUGGUCAACACUUUCUUGGAGCUGGAAUCCCAUGUAAUGAGCUCAUUUUUUGAUGGCUUGACCCUUCCGAUAUACCCAGUGGGGCCUAUUUUGAAGCUCCAACGUGAUGAAGGUGACAAAGGGUUAGAUAGGGCUCGUGAGAAAGAGGAGAUCAAGAAGUGGCUUGAUGAUCAACCUCCAUCAUCCGUGGUGUUCUUGUGUUUUGGAAGCAUGGGAAGCUUUGACGAGGAUCAGUUGAAAGAGAUUUCAAAGGCAUUAGAACAUAGUGGCCAUCGAUUUUUAUGGUCCCUACGUCGAGCUCCACCAAAGGGUACGAUUGUAUUUCCUAGUGGUUAUGAUAAUCCAAAGGAAAUAUUGACGGAUAGAUUCUUGGAUCGAACGUCUAUGGUUGGAAAAAUCAUUGGAUGGGCUCCACAAACAGACAUCUUGGCUCAUCCAGCAGUUGGAGGAUUUGUAUCGCAUUGUGGAUGGAAUUCUAUACUAGAAAGCCUAUGGUUUGGUGUGCCAAUUGCUGCCUGGCCAAUAGAUGGGGAGCAACAAUUAAAUGCCUUUCAAAUGGUGGUUGAGUUAGGAUUAGGUGUGGAAAUUAAAUUACAUUAUAGGAAGGAUUUUUUGAGUGAUGAUGAAGUUAAAAUUGUGACUGCUGAGGAGAUAGAAAGAGGUAUAAACAGUUUGAUGCAGAGUAAUAGUGAAAUAAAGAGAAAGGUGAAAGAGAUGAGUGAAAAGAGCAAGAAAGCCUUGAUGGAAAGUGGAUCUUCACACACUUCAUUUGGUCAUUUUAUUGACAAUUUGAUGAGCUAG
Populus nigra (black poplar) is the source of this 1427-nucleotide messenger RNA. Its product is annotated as anthocyanidin 3-O-glucosyltransferase 2-like. Lineage: Eukaryota; Viridiplantae; Streptophyta; Magnoliopsida; Malpighiales; Salicaceae. The transcript is spliced from 2 exons. The record is from RefSeq and is a predicted model, not a curated record. Bases 84 to 1427 code for a protein of 447 amino acids. Gene Ontology annotation, molecular function: UDP-glycosyltransferase activity.